AUGUCCUCAUCUCUCCCUCCCACACCCACCCUAUCCGCCUCCCACUCCGGUAUACCCUCUCGUCUCCUCCCUAAAGCUACAAAAGCCAAGUCCCUCAUCUAUGCCGGCAAAACUACCCCCGAUACCAUUCCACGGACACGCGGUCUCGCUCUUCCGCAAGGAAUAUCAAAACCCGCAUUCCUCUCCGCCAUAUCCUCCCUCCGCGCCAUCCUAGGAGGCGAAAAUGUUGAAAUCAAUGACGGUGAGCUCAAGAAUGGCUGGUACAUGGAACACCCGAAUACACAUGAUAUGAUGCCGAUCCUAAGCUCCGAAGAAUUCGUUGCAUCAGCCGUGGUAUAUCCGGGGAGCGUUUCGGAAGUCCAAACGAUUACCCAAUGGGCAAACCAACACCUGAUUCCCAUUUCCCCAAUAUCCUUAGGCCGAAAUCUCGGCUACGGCGGAUCUGCGCCCCGAGUCCGCGGCUCAGUGACCAUAGAUCUUGGACGCAGGAUGAAUAAGAUCCUCGACAUCAAUGCCGAGGAUUUCACAUGUCUUGUGGAGCCCGGUGUUACUUUUUACGCUCUGUAUGAGGAGAUCCAGCGCAGAGGACUAGGAGAUAAAUUGUGGAUUGAUUGUCCAGAUUUGGGUGGUGGGAGUGUGGUCGGGAAUACGUUGGAUAGAGGUGUUGGAUAUACGCCGUAUGGAGAUCAUUGGGCGAUGCAUGCGGGACUUGAAGUUGUGUUGCCACAAGGGGAGGUAGUGAGGACAGGGAUGGGGGCCCUUCCGGGGAAUAAUACGUGGCAGAGUUUUCCGUAUGGGUUUGGGCCGGUUAGUGAUGGGAUAUUCUCCCAGUCUAACUUCGGUAUUGUGACGAAAAUGGGGAUGACGCUUAUGCCUAAUCCCGGAGGGUAUGAAUCUUUUAUGUACACCUUCCAAAAUGAAUCCGACCUUGCCCCACUCAUCGAAAUAAUCCGUCCACUUCGAAUAUCGAACAUCCUCGAGAACGUCGCGCAAUUGCGCCAUGGUCUUCAAACUAUCUCUGUAAAAGGUCUCCCGCGAACAACGUACUACUCGGGCAGCGGCCCAAUUCCCGAAUCCAUCAUCCACGAAGAGCUCAAAAAGACCCCGACCGGAGACUGCACCUGGGUAUACUACGGAAUGACGUACGGCCCUCCACAUAUCAGGAAGUAUAAAACCGAUAUCAUCGACGCCGAGUUCCACAAGAUCCCUGGGUGUCGCAAGAUUGAUCCAUCGACACUCCCUACAGAUGAAUAUUUCUGGUCGCGCGAUAAAAUCGCCGCCGGAGAACCGGAUCUAGAGGAGUUGCUUUGGACGAAUUGGGUGCCAAAUGGAUGUCAUAUUGCUUUUAGUCCUGUUUCACCGAUCCGUGGAACCGAUGCUAGUAAGUUGUAUGAGUUGGCGAAGAAUAGACAUGCGGAGGCUGGGAUUGAUUUGAUGCCUGCGUUUUGUGUGGGGCUAAGGGAGAUGCAUUUGAUUGUGGAAAUCGUGUUUGAUGGGAAGGACGAAGGGAUGAAAAAGAGGGCAGAGAAGUGUUUGAGAGACAUGAUCGAUGACGCUGCGGCCCUCGGCUAUGGUGAAUAUCGCACCCACCUUGCGCUCAUGGAUCAAGUCGCAUCGACAUAUUCCUGGAACGACAACGCACUCAUGAAACUCAACGAGAAGCUCAAAGACGCCCUCGACCCGAACGGGAUUCUAGCCCCUGGUCGGUGUGGUAUUUGGCCAAAGAGGUAUCGUGGAAGAGGAUGGGAGAUGAUGCAAACAGGGGCUGGGAGUAGUGAGGGGAAUGGUGUAGCACCUAGCCCAGGUGAAGCAAAGAUUUGA
Messenger RNA from Lindgomyces ingoldianus, 1821 nucleotides. RefSeq names its product FAD-linked oxidase-like protein. The coding region runs from base 1 to 1821 and encodes 606 amino acids. Lineage: Eukaryota; Fungi; Ascomycota; Dothideomycetes; Pleosporales; Lindgomycetaceae. The record is from RefSeq and is a predicted model, not a curated record. Gene Ontology annotation, cellular component: mitochondrion. Gene Ontology annotation, biological process: lactate catabolic process. The transcript has 5 exons. Gene Ontology annotation, molecular function: FAD binding; D-lactate dehydrogenase (cytochrome) activity; D-lactate dehydrogenase (NAD+) activity.